Messenger RNA from Daucus carota subsp. sativus, 1018 nucleotides. RefSeq names its product probable aquaporin TIP2-2. The transcript has 3 exons. Lineage: Eukaryota; Viridiplantae; Streptophyta; Magnoliopsida; Apiales; Apiaceae. Gene Ontology annotation, molecular function: water channel activity. Gene Ontology annotation, cellular component: plant-type vacuole membrane. Bases 113 to 859 code for a protein of 248 amino acids. Gene Ontology annotation, biological process: water transport; transmembrane transport. The record is from RefSeq and is a predicted model, not a curated record.
CAUUACGCAGUAUAAAAAGCAUGCUACUCCAUACAACUUGAUGCACACAACAGAGACUUAGCAACAAUAUCCCAUCACUCUUUUCCACUCCUUUUUUCCUGUAAUUAAAAAAAUGGUGAAGCUUGCAAUUGGCAGCGUUGGUGACUCUCUGAGUGCAGUGUCACUCAAGUCUUAUUUGGCUGAGUUCAUUGCCACUCUGCUCUUUGUUUUUGCUGGAGUUGGAUCCGCCAUUGCUUACGGGCACCUAACGGCGGAUGCAGCAUUGGACCCGGCUGGUUUGGUAGCCAUAGCCAUAGCUCAUGCAUUUGCUCUAUUUGUGGGAGUGUCCAUGGCAGCCAACAUCUCAGGUGGCCAUUUGAACCCAGCUGUCACCCUCGGAUUGGCCAUCGGAGGCAACAUCACCAUCAUUACUGGACUCUUCUACUGGAUUGCUCAGUGUCUUGGCUCCACUGUUGCUUGCUUCCUCCUUAAAUUUGUUACUGCUGGCAAGGCCAUCCCAACCCACGGAGUCGGAGCCGGCUUGGGUGCAGCCGAAGGCGUAGUGUUCGAGAUCGUUAUCACCUUUGCCCUUGUCUACACCGUUUACGCCACAGCCGCGGAUCCCAAAAAGGGCUCACUAGGCACCAUUGCACCCAUUGCCAUUGGUUUCAUCGUUGGUGCCAACAUUUUGGCUGCUGGCCCAUUCAGCGGUGGCUCAAUGAACCCGGCCCGAUCAUUCGGCCCUGCUGUGGCCAGUUUUGAUUUCUCUGGACACUGGAUCUACUGGGUUGGCCCACUCAUUGGUGGAGGCUUAGCUGGGCUUGUCUACGGAGAUGUCUUCAUUGGAUCGUAUGCUCCCAUUGCUGAAGAUUAUGCUUAAUUAUUGCAUUUUCUUUUGUGUCUUGUCUUUGUUGUUGGUUAAAAAGUUGUGGUUAUGUUCUGUUCUCUUUUAUGAUGCUUUGAGAGGUUGCUAUCGAGUUUGUUCUCUUGUUCCUUUUGUGAACAAGAAAGAAGUGUUGAUAAAUUAUUUAUUCAGACA